AUGGUCGUAAAAUUGGAUCGUUCCGUCGGGUUCACUAUGAAGAGAUGCCUGAGGCACCAAGUGUACAUCGUGUUCCUCGGAGCUCUGUUGUUCUUACACAGCACCAGCGGCGAUGGUAGCCUGGGGCCGGAGAACAACAACGCGGCGGCGCUACCGCUCGAACACAGAUCCGGUGGCGGUUACGAUGUCGGACUGCCACUUCCGUCCGGCGGUCCGCUACAGGGGCCGCAUGACGACACGUGGCCGCUGCAGGCCGUGCCGGACGCCGUCAAGAUCAAACACCUGCAGGUGCAGUGCGAGAAGACGCACAUGCGAGUGAACAUCGAAUUCGACAGGCCGUUCUACGGAGUGAUUUUCUCUAAAGGUUUCUACAGCGAUCCACACUGUGUGCACGUGAAACCCGGCACCGGUCACCUGAGCGCCACUUUCGAGAUACUGUUGAACAGCUGCGGCAUGACGUCGUCAGGCGGUGCUGGAGGCGGCGGUGGAGGCGGGGCUGUGUCCGGUUACGGACAGACGCCCAGCGGCAGCUACGUGGAGAACACCAUCAUCAUCCAGUACGACCCUUACGUGCAGGAGGUGUGGGAUCAGGCACGCAAGUUGAGGUGCACGUGGUACGACUUCUACGAGAAGGCGGUCACGUUCCAGCCGUUCCAGGUGGACAUGCUGCACGCGGUCACCGCUAACUUCCUCGGCGACAACCUGCAGUGCUGGAUGCAGAUCCAAGUGGGCAAGGGACCGUGGGCAUCCGAGGUGUCGGGCAUCGUGAAGAUCGGGCAGACCAUGACCAUGGUUCUGGCCAUCAAGGACGAGGAGAACAAGUUUGACAUGCUGGUACGCAACUGCGUGGCGCACGACGGCAAGCGAACGCCCAUACAGCUGGUCGACCACAACGGUUGCGUCAUCCGGCCGAAGAUCAUGUACAAGUUCCAGAAGAUCAAGAACUUCGGGCCGUCCGCGUCCGUCGUGUCGUUCACGUACUUCCAGGCGUUCAAGUUCCCCGACUCGAUGAACGUGCACUUCCAGUGCGUCAUCCAGGUGUGCAGAUACCACUGCCCCGAGCCCAAGUGCCCCGGCGACUAUGCACUGCCUCAGCACGCGGCCGACGCCACCGGCGGUGACUACGCGUCCCCCGGCCUCAAUUCGGUGCACCCCAACGAGUACGGACCUCCACCACCGCCACAAUUGGCCGACUACCCCGCAUAUCCGGACCCCAGACACCCGUCCGGACCUGCCGGCGCAUACUCCGAACUGAAACCGGAAAUAGUGUUGCCGAACGCUGCGCCGCCGUCGGCCAGCAGUCCGAAACCAUCGCAGGUGGACGCAGCGGCCGCGGCCGGUGAUGACCGCAAUGACGGAAACGACGCCGACGAUGACGGUUUGAACCUUCCACCACCACCGUUACCCGGUCACGGUGCGUCAUACGCCACCGUCAAGCGACAGGGCACCGUCGGCGGUGACGAGCAACAGCAACAACAGCACAUGAAUCUGGUGUCGUUGGGUGGCCGUCCGCGGUCCGUCGACAUGGACGCCGCCGCCAAGCCGCACCGACACCACCGUCGGUCCACCGGCGACCCCGAGCUGGACGUCAACACCAGCCGCAUCAUACAGGUGGUCGCGCCCGGCGACGUCAACUUCGCGUUAAACGUGCCCAACAGUGGCAACGGCACCAACGGCGGCGGCGGUAACGGCGACACGGUCGUCAUGUCCACCCGGUCCGGCCACUCGGCGGACAGCGUGUGCAUCAGCGUCCCGUCGUUCGUCGCCGGUCUGGCCAUGCUCCUGUCCGUGUUAGUGGUCGCAUGUCUGGUUGUCACGUUCCUGUUCUUGAGGGUCCGGUCCAUGAACAACGCGAAGGCCAUGUCGUGCGGUGCACCGCCGUCCGCACAGGGACCGUACAUGCACGGCGCGGCCUUCGAAGCGGCCGAGUUCGUCAAGAUGGCCAGCACGUAG
Macrosiphum euphorbiae (potato aphid) is the source of this 1953-nucleotide messenger RNA. NCBI's taxonomy places the organism in Eukaryota, Metazoa, Arthropoda, Insecta, Hemiptera, Aphididae. The record is from the annotation of a GenBank genome assembly.